AUGUGCCUAGAUGAUGGAUGUGAUGAUCUUCUUUGCUGUCUUUGUGUUCCAUUAGCUGCCAUCUGUUGCUGUAAAUGCUGUAAAGAUAUGAUGAGUUCAAAUUCCAAUAAUAAUCAAGUUCCUACGGCAGUUUAUUAUCAACAACCAGGUGCAAAUGUACCGACAGCAGGCGUUUAUGGACCACAAGGUUAUGGUCCACCUCCUCAACAACAACCGCAAUAUUAUCCAGGAGGUGCUCAACCUUACUAUCCACCACCAAAUCAACAUCAAGGCUAUCCACCUCCGAAUCAAUACGCAGGCUAUCCACCUCCAAAUCAACAACCAGGUUAUCCACAACAUAAUCAAGGGCCUUAUCAACCACCACCACCACAAGCAGGUUAUGGCGGUGCACCACCACCCUACAUCUAUCAACCACCUAAUCCAUAUCAGUAA
Molecule: messenger RNA, 432 nt
Organism: Adineta steineri
Lineage: Eukaryota; Metazoa; Rotifera; Eurotatoria; Adinetida; Adinetidae
Source: the annotation of a GenBank genome assembly